Phragmites australis (common reed) is the source of this 1419-nucleotide messenger RNA. RefSeq names its product golgin-84-like. The transcript has 3 exons. Bases 1 to 1419 code for a protein of 472 amino acids. Lineage: Eukaryota; Viridiplantae; Streptophyta; Magnoliopsida; Poales; Poaceae. The record is from RefSeq and is a predicted model, not a curated record.
AUGGACAGUAGAAGAAAAGAUGAUCUAAGGUUUCUUCAGUUCUUGCGGACAGCACACACAGUUGUAGAAUUUGAGGUGAAAGCAGCCAGCACAGAGCCGCACAGAGCACGCAGCAGCAGCGCGCAGGCGCACGACGGCGUGCAGGCAAACGGCAGCACGCGGUGCGACGCACAGGCGCGCGGCGGCGCGACGGCUAGCAGCAACGGCGCGGCGGCGAGGCACGCGGGCGGCGCGUCGGCGAGCAGGCGCACGGCGGCGCGGCAGCGGCACGCGGGCGACACGCACAGCGGCAAGGAGAGAGAGAGACGAACACAAGAGGUAUCUGGAUGGAUCGGGCCGCCCAAGGGCUCUUCAGGAAGCCGAGGGUCUCCUGAGCAACUGAGGCCUCCCCCUGGCCCUGAGUUGAGAGGCCAGGUUGGCUCUGCCCCGAGCGCUCUGACUGGGGAGGAGCUACCGGCUUCAGGGGAGGCCUUCGUGACAAGGGUGGCGCUGGCGCAGCCGCCGUCGGGGUCCUCGAGUGCCUCUGCUGAAAAGGCGCGGAGGGGAUCCAGCUCUUGGCCAACCCCUGGCAAGGCCCCAGAACCCCUCCUCGAGAUGUUGGGGAGUGCUCGGGAGGUCAUCGGGCGGCUUGAGACGGCCAUCGCGGCAGAUAGGACCGAGCUCGAAGAGGAGUGCGCCGCCCUUGUUGACGAAAGGGGCCGGCUGGAGGAGGCCCGCAAGCUCCUGGAGACACGUGUGUCCAUGGCCCGCACGGCCCACGAGGGGUCCCUACAGGAGCUGGCCAUGAAGUGGGAGGCCUUGGAGGAGGUGUGCGAGGAGGCCGUCGCCGCACAGAAGGAGGCCGAACACUUGGAGGAGCUCACGGCGUUGCGCGACCAGGCGUCGAAGGAGCGCGCCGGUAAGCUGGCCACUCGUGAGGUGCAGCUUGCCUUGCGCGAGCAGGAGGUUGCCUCACGGGAGGAGGCGGUUAGCAAGAGGGAGGAAGCCUCGCUGUCCACUGAGACGGACCUCCACCACCAAGCCCAAGAUCUCAAAUGCGGCCGCGCCGACGUUCUCUACCAGGAGGAGCAGGUUGCGCUGCGCGAGAUGGACGCUAACCUGGCGUCGUCAGCGCUCGCCGCCCGCGAGAAGAGCCUCGCCAACCAGGAGGCACGCGUAACUGCCCGAGAGCAGGCCAUCGAGGCCUGGGCCGAGCAAUUAGAGCGGGCUCGCACCGAGGUGGCUACCCAACUCCAGGAGGCGCGGGCCAUGAAGGACGUCCCCGCCAGCAACAAAGGUCUUGAAGCUCGGCUGAACAAAGCCGACGAGGAUCUUAAUGCCGUCCGCGAAGAGCGAACGCAUGUUAAGGCGAUGAUGCAGGACGUCCUCCGGCAGGCGACGGCUCCGUGGAGGCGACCGGGCUCGGGUCCGGGUCCGUGA